This is a messenger RNA of Numida meleagris (helmeted guineafowl), 775 nucleotides long. RefSeq names its product adaptor related protein complex 5 sigma 1 subunit (gene AP5S1). Gene Ontology annotation, biological process: double-strand break repair via homologous recombination; endosomal transport. Gene Ontology annotation, cellular component: cytosol; lysosome; AP-type membrane coat adaptor complex. The transcript has 2 exons. NCBI's taxonomy places the organism in Eukaryota, Metazoa, Chordata, Aves, Galliformes, Numididae. The coding region runs from base 42 to 596 and encodes 184 amino acids. The record is from RefSeq and is a predicted model, not a curated record.
CUACCUUUCCUUCCGCCUCACGUGAUGCGCGGCGCGUUGCUAUGGUGCUGGCCUUCGUGUUGCUGUCCCCGGGCGGACCUGCCCCGGUAGGCCCGGGGCCCUGCCGCGUGCUGUACGCGCGGUCCUUCGGGCCGCCCCCGCAGGGCCGCCUCCUCCGUAAGGAGCAGCUACUGGCGGUGGCCAGGCAGGUCGCCAGCCAUUGCCACCUGCAGCAAGCAUCUUCUGGCCGCCCCCCAGCUUCCACACUGCCCGAAGAUCCCGCACCGCUCCAAACAGCCCCGGGGGGGCUCUUCCAGUUGCCUCCCGGAGACCCCUUCCCCGGACGGGUGACGGUGACGUGGCUGGCAGCGACGACUGUGGCUUUUGCUCUGGUGUGUGAACCCCACGAGAACCUGACGCUGGCCGAGAGCACGCUGCGGCUCCUGGCGGGGCGGCUCAUGGCCGUCCUGAGGCCGCCCGGACCCAGCGUCCUGCUGCGGCCUGACGCCGCCGACCUCCUGCUCGACCGCCUGCUGCCCCACGGGCAGCUCCUCUUCCUCAGCCAGUCCUUCCUGCAGGCCCUGGAGCGGGACGGGGGUGGCAAGGUGGCACGCUGAGCUGGCCUGGGGGGGCUUCGGGGGAAAGGAUGGGAAACCACGGACAGUCGUCGUGGGGAAGGACAGGGAACCAGAGCUGGUCUUCUGGAGGGGAAGGGUGAGAAAGCAAGGAUGGUCUUUUUGGGGAAUAAAGAUGGGAAAACAAGGAUGGUCCUUCUGCCGAAAAAAGGGAUAAGAAG